Messenger RNA from Ahaetulla prasina, 1626 nucleotides. RefSeq names its product vomeronasal type-2 receptor 26-like. The transcript is spliced from 6 exons. Bases 1 to 1626 code for a protein of 541 amino acids. NCBI's taxonomy places the organism in Eukaryota, Metazoa, Chordata, Lepidosauria, Squamata, Colubridae. Gene Ontology annotation, cellular component: membrane. Gene Ontology annotation, biological process: G protein-coupled receptor signaling pathway. Gene Ontology annotation, molecular function: G protein-coupled receptor activity. The record is from RefSeq and is a predicted model, not a curated record.
AUGGCGUCUCAUUUUGGUUACCACCUUUAUGAAAUUAAAUUUAAUGAAAAUCCUUCUAGGAAACCUUAUGACAUACCAAAUGUACUCACCAAAUUUCAUCAACACGUCCUUGCCUUGGCCUUUGCUGUGAAGGAGAUCAAUGAGAACUCCCGGAUCUUGCCUAACGUCACUCUUGGGUUCCACAUCUAUGACAGUUAUCGCAAUGCGAGGAUGACCUACCGCACCACUCUGGACCUAUGUUUCAAAUCCCAAAAAUUUCUCCCUAACUACAGAUGUGAUAGCCAGAAGAAUCUCAUGGCAAUCAUUGGAGGAUUGGAAUUUGAAACAUCAUCUUACAUAGCUGAAAUUAUAGGAUUCUUCAAGAUUCCACAAUUGACCUACGGCUCAUUAGCCCAAGAGGAAUUUAAGACCACUGGGGAAAGAGUGUCGCUGAAUGAGAAAGGGGAAGCAACAGGUGGAUUCGACAUCAUCAACUUGAUCACCUUUCCAAACAGAUCCUUUCAGAGAGUUAGAGUUGGAAAGAUGGAUCCCAACGCUCCAAAAGGGAAGGAAUUAUUUAUUGAUGAAAAUGGGAUUGUCUGGCACCCAGCUUUUAAUCAGGUUCUUCCACUUUCUAGAUGUAAUGAUCCUUGUUUCCCUGGAUCCAGGAAGAAAGGGAUUGAGGGAAAACAGUUCUGCUGCUAUGACUGUGUCCCGUGCCCCGAAGGGAAGAUUUCAAAUCAAAAUGAUAUGGAAGAUUGCGUUGAAUGUUCAGAAGAUCAUUAUCCAAAUAAAGAAAAGAAAGGAUGUAUCCUGAAACGGCUGAUCUUUCUAACUUUGGAAGAAACCUUAGGAAUUGGUUUAGCUUCAGCAGCUCUUUGUUUCUUUUUCUUGACAACUUGGGUACUCGGAACUUUUAUUAAACACAGGGAUACUCCCAUUGUCAAAGCCAAUAAUCGGUCCCUCACCUACACCCUCCUUUUCUCUCUUCAGCUCUGUUUUCUUUCCUCUUUCUUCUUCCUCAGCAAACCUGGCAAAGUGACCUGCCUUCUCAGACAAUCAAUGUUUGGCAUCACUUUCUCAGUGGCCAUUUCUAGUGUACUGGCCAAAACCAUCACUGUAGUUGUGGCUUUCAUGGCCACUAAACCAGCCUCUCAGAUGAGGAAAUGGGUGGGGAAAAGAUUGGCCUUUUCUAUUGUCCUUUCUUGCUCUCUCUUCCAGGUAUGUGUUUGUAUUCUUUGGUUGUCAACAUUUCCUCCAUUCCCUGAGUUGGACAUGCAGUCAGAGCCCCAAAAAAUGAUUUUACAAUGCAACGAGGGGUCAGCUUUCUUCUUCUACUGUGUCUUGGGCUACAUGAGUAUCUUGGCCAUCGCCAGCUUUAUUGUGGCUUUUCUUGCCCAUAAAUUACCUGACAGCUUUAACGAAGCCAAGUUCAUCACCUUCAGCAUGUUGGUCUUUUGCAGUGUGUGGCUCUCCUUCUUUCCAGCCUAUCUGAGCACAAAAGGAAAAGCCAUGGUAGCUGUGGAGAUCUUCUCCAUCUUGUCCUCCAGUGCUGCAUUACUGGGAUGCAUAUUCUUGCCAAAAUGCUACAUUAUUGUUUUUCGACCCGAGUUAAAUCAGAGACAGAACCUCAUAAAGAAAAAUUAA